UAAUAAUUAAGAUAAAUAUGGAUUAAGGAUAAAAAGGUAUAGAAGUGCUUUUUACAGAUGGAUAAAUUGGAUUUGCUGUUUAACCAAAAACCGAUUGUUAACAUUUUAAAUAAACAGAUUUUCAUGAAUUGUAGUUUAAAUUGUAUUAAAAUUUAGAAUGAAGUAUGUAGAAUAAAAUAAAAAUUCAUUAUUUGCAUAACAGUGUAUUUAAUGUGGAGAUUCAAAAGAAAAUUGGAUUUGUAUUCAAUGUAGAGAAAUUCAUUGUUCUAGAUUUGUAAAUGGUACUUAAAAAUUGUUAAUAAAUUUUUUAGCUCAUAUGGUUGCCCAUAAUGAAAAAACGAUGCAUCAAAUAGUGUUAUCUCUAACAGAUUUAUCAUUUUGGUGUUAUGAAUGUUUUUCAUACAUAACAAAUUAUUUGAUUUCAAGAGCAAGUAAAUUGUUGUCAUCAAUAAAAUUUUUAAAUUAAGAAGACAGUAAGGAUGAGACUUAGGAAAUGAAAUAAUUAAUUGAAUAGAUUUCAAAUUUGAAGGUCAUGGAUGAAGGGGAGUUUAAUUAUAAUAAAUUGAUUGAUGGAUUGAAAAAUAAAAAAUAUUAGAGAAUUUGUGUAUUAAGUGGUGCAGGAAUGAGUGUAGCUGCUGGGAUUCCAGAUUUUAGAACACCUGGAACAGGAUUAUAUUCAUAGAUUUAAAAAUAUAACUUACCUACACCCGAAAGUGUUUUUGAGAUAGAAUAUUUUAAAAAAAAUCCUGAGGCAUUUUAUUGUGUAGCAAAAGAAUUCUUAUUAAGUUUUGAUGCUAAACCAACAAUAGCUCAUAAAUUUAUAAAAUGGUUAGAUUAAAGAGAAUAAUUGUUAAAAUGUUUUACAUAGAAUAUUGAUGGUUUAGAACUUGAUGCUGGUGUAUAAUAAGAUAAGGUUAUUUAAGCACAUGGACAUAUGAGAACAGCUAGAUGUAUAGAAUGUUAGGAAGAAGCAUCAAUAAAAGACUUUAUGAAUCAUAUAAAAAAGGGAGAUAUUCAUAAAUGUGAAAAAUGUCCAAAAAAAGGAUUAAUAAAACCUGAUGUUGUAUUUUUUGGUGAAGGACUUCCUGUUGAAUUCUUUUAAAAUUGGAAUAGUUUAGGAGAUGCAGAUUUAUUAAUUGUAAUUGGAACUAGUCUUAAAGUGAUGCCUUUUGCAGUAAGUGUUUAUAAAGUAGGAUAAUCUAUUCCAAUAUUAUUGAUUAAUAGAGAAAAUGUUUUACAAGGAAGAAACAAUUUAAUUCAUUUAGAUGGUGAUAUUGAAGAAAAUUGUAAAAAGCUAUUAGCAGAUUUGAAAUGAUAUAGAUGAUAUUGAC
Molecule: messenger RNA, 1331 nt
Organism: Paramecium sonneborni
Lineage: Eukaryota; Ciliophora; Oligohymenophorea; Peniculida; Parameciidae
Source: the annotation of a GenBank genome assembly